This is a messenger RNA of Hypoxylon trugodes, 1282 nucleotides long. Its product is annotated as putative methyltransferase-domain-containing protein. NCBI's taxonomy places the organism in Eukaryota, Fungi, Ascomycota, Sordariomycetes, Xylariales, Hypoxylaceae. The transcript is spliced from 2 exons. Gene Ontology annotation, molecular function: rRNA (adenine) methyltransferase activity. Gene Ontology annotation, cellular component: nucleolus. The record is from RefSeq and is a predicted model, not a curated record. The coding region runs from base 276 to 1154 and encodes 292 amino acids.
CAUUUUUUAGGCAGGACCAAGCGGCAAGCUGUACCGCUAGAUGAUCUAAGUGCCACUGUCUGACUAACAGUUAAAGCUCUGGAGCAAGACAAGAUCGAGGCAGGCACUAACUAGUUACUUUGAACAUUAAGCGGGAACUAAGGCGACAUCUAGACUUAGGAAAUAUUCACUCAUCAGAACCUUCCGUCUUACUACUUUAACGAGCUGUGCAAACUUUCACCCUUAACAUUAUCCAUGCUGCCUUUCCAUCUGACCAGAACAACUCGACAUCUACGAUGGGGGUGAAAAAGACAACUCGUAUGAAGAGCCUCACUGCAGGCCGACCUCCUACAGCCAGAAAACCGAAGACAAUAUCAAGGAAAGCUACUAAAUCAUUAAUCAAUGCGCAUCAUCUUCUAGAAAAGAAGAAGGCACAGGCGAUUGCUAAAGGAGACCGAGCUGCCGAAGUUGCUAUUGAUGCUAAGAUCACUGCAUUAGGCGGCAUUGAGAAAUAUCAACAAGCCAGCCUUCAGGGGCAACGCCUUGAUCGUGGUGGGGAUAGUUCUCAUGUCCUAAUGGAAUGGCUCAAACCGACAAUUUCUAAUCAUACUUUACCUAAAGGAGCUCGUUUGAGAAUGCUUGAAGUUGGAGCAUUGAGCACUACAAAUGCAUGUUCAAGGAGCGAGUACUUUGAUAUGAAGAGGAUAGACUUAAACAGCCAAAGCGAAGGCAUUCUUCAGCAAGAUUUCAUGAAGAGACCUUUACCCAAGGAUGACUCGGAACGAUUCGACAUAAUUAGUCUCUCGCUGGUUCUGAAUUUUGUUCCCGAUGCUGCAGGACGAGGCGCAAUGCUUCUGAGAACUUUGGAUUUCUUAAAGCAACCUGAUAUGCAACCCUCCUCUGGACUGCGCGACCUCUUCCCGAGUUUGUUCAUGGUCCUCCCUGCACCAUGUGUUACCAACUCGAGAUACAUGGACGAGCCCCAUAUGGAAUCCAUCAUGAGCACAUUAGGAUAUGUGAAAGUACAAACUAAGGUCACACAAAGACUUGUGUAUUACCUAUGGGUUAGGAAAUCUGGACCUCAGUCUCCCCUGAAGAUAUUCAAAAAACUAGAACUUCGGACCGGACAUUCCAGGAAUAAUUUUGCAGUCGUAAUUCAAGGCCCUUCAAGAUGAUCGAUGAUCGUGUUUCCGAUUAUCUUUAUCUUUGCCAUUCAUGUUGUCAAUUACCAUCAAUGAGGCUUGCAAUCAAAUCAAUUUGACGGGCCUAGGCGUUCGAGCAGAUGUUAUGAGGGAGGGUAUCA